ACGCGUACGCGUACUCGUGUCUGGACAUCUGACAGGGCCAGAGCCGAGAGCCCCAGAGCCACAGAGCCACCGAGUCUCCUCCAAGUACGACACAGCGAGACGUCAAGGAAAUUAUCGAUUUUCGCAUGAGGCAGUGAAAAUUCCAAGCUCAAUCGGACAGUUUGUGUGCUUGAAAAACUUUGCCCAAUACCUGGGAGAAUUAAAUAGAAAACCGGAGACAGACAGCAACUUGCAACUGCAGAGACUUGCAACGCGUUUUGAGUGCUCGUGUGGGUGUGGCAGCUGGCAGCAGCAGCAGCAGCAGCAGCGGCAGCGGCAGCCAUGGCGGACAGCGAAUUUGAGGAGUUCCAUCGGCCCUUUGAGCCACACACAAUUGCCACAUUUGGUGGGGCAGGUGCAGCAGCCAACAAGAAGAACAAUAAUUCGCAUGCAUUUUACUCUUUAAUUCCCAACGAUGACAUGGAGGACUCAACAUCCUCGAAGAGCGACGGCGAUGGCGAUGGCUCCGACCAGGAGGAUGGCAUUGGCCUGGGCAUGGGCAUGCCGGAACGCGAGCCCAAGCUGCGCCAAGUGGAGGACGACGAGCUGGGUGACGGCCUCAAGGUGACACUCUCCUCCGACGGCUCGCUGGACACGAACGACUCGUUCAACUCGCAUCGACACCAUCCGCUGAACCAUCAGGAUGCCAUUGGUGGCAUCAUGGGCAUGGCGCCCAAUGCACUCUCCUCGGCACCGGUGACCAUUGGCGCCAGCACAGAUCUGCUGACACCAAAUGCGGCAGCCACGCGGCGGCGUCGCAAGUUGCCGGAGAUACCCAAAAACCAGAAAUCUUCCAUUCUGCAUCUUUUAGGCGGCACCAACUAUGGCUCUCUGGCGGAUGAGUUUCGCACUGGCGGCGGCGGCAUCAUCGGCACUGGUCCCAUGACAGGGGCACGCACCGGACAGCAACGCUCAUUCCUCUCGCUAAAGUGCGGCUAUCUGAUGGACGAGGACUCCAGCCCGGACUCGGAGCGGCUGCAGAGCCUGGGGGAUGUGGACAGCGGCCACAGCACCGCGCACUCGCCGAAUGACUUCAAGAGCAUGUCGCCACAGAUCACAUCGCCCGUCUCCCAGUCCCCGUUUCCCCCACCCUUCGGGGGUGUGCCCUUCGGCCAGCUGGAGAUGCUGGAGGCCACACACCGCGGCCUGCACAAGUUUGUGCCGCGACACCACGACGAGAUCGAGCUGGAGAUCGGCGAUGCCGUCUACGUGCAGAAGGAGGCCGAGGACUUGUGGUGCGAGGGCGUGAAUCUGCGCACGGGCAGGCAGGGCAUCUUCCCCUCGGCCUAUGCCGUCGACCUGGACUACAACGAGUUCGAUCCGACGGUGCAGCUGGUGAAGAAGGAGCGCUACCUGCUGGGCUACCUCGGCUCCGUGGAGACCCUGGCGCACAAGGGCACCGGCGUCGUCUGUCAGGCGGUGCGCAAAAUUGUCGGCGAGUAUGGGGCCUCGCCCACCGGGCAGACCUGCAUUCUCGAGGUCUCCGAUCAGGGACUACGCAUGGUGGAUCGAUCGGGCCCAAAUAACAAGAAGGAAAAGAAGCCCUGCAUCGACUACUUCUACUCGCUGAAGAACGUCUCGUUCUGUGCAUUUCACCCACGCGAUCAUCGCUUCAUUGGCUUCAUCACGAAGCAUCCCACGGUGCAGCGUUUCGCCUGCCACGUCUUCAAGGGCUCAGAGUCCACCAGGCCAGUGGCCGAGGCAGUUGGACGCGCCUUUCAGCGCUUCUAUCAGAAAUUCAUUGAAACUGCUUAUCCCAUCGAGGACAUCUACAUCGAGUAGGAUAAUCGGUCAAGGAUUGUGGCUAAUGGACAACGGAUAACGGACGGAUAUACGAUAUAUUUUUUGUGCGGUUAUUAAUUAAAAUACAAAACUAAAACUCAACCACAAAUGUUUGCCCCUUUGUCAAAACGAAAUGAGAAUGUUAUAACCAAAAUUUGUAUAAUCUCGCAAGGCUCCAUUUGCCAGAACAAAACUUAAUACGAAUAUGAUUUAAUUUGUUCCUGCAAACUGUGCAAAUUGCCAUCCCCGAUACAUGUAAAUAGUUAAUUUUAGUUUGUAAAUCCCAAACUUGGAAACGCUUCAAGGCAAUCAAUCAAUCGGUAAUAGCUUCCCCUUUGGGAACCAA
Molecule: messenger RNA, 2167 nt
Organism: Drosophila subobscura
Lineage: Eukaryota; Metazoa; Arthropoda; Insecta; Diptera; Drosophilidae
Gene: Aplip1
Product: JNK-interacting protein 1
Exons: 5
Coding region: 322-1821 (499 amino acids)
Biological process (GO): regulation of JNK cascade
Cellular component (GO): cytoplasm
Molecular function (GO): protein binding
Source: RefSeq, a predicted model, not a curated record